Nannospalax galili (Upper Galilee mountains blind mole rat) is the source of this 5439-nucleotide messenger RNA. RefSeq names its product ATPase phospholipid transporting 8A1 (gene Atp8a1). Gene Ontology annotation, molecular function: ATP binding; magnesium ion binding; ATPase-coupled intramembrane lipid carrier activity. Gene Ontology annotation, cellular component: plasma membrane. Gene Ontology annotation, biological process: phospholipid translocation. NCBI's taxonomy places the organism in Eukaryota, Metazoa, Chordata, Mammalia, Rodentia, Spalacidae. The record is from RefSeq and is a predicted model, not a curated record. The transcript has 37 exons. The coding region runs from base 222 to 3716 and encodes 1164 amino acids.
GCGGGGACAGCUCGGCUGCUCUGCGGACGCCGCCACCUCCGCCGCCUCUACACCCUCCCGCGGUGUGCCCAGGCCGCUCCUGGCGGCGACGCUGCCCUGGGUGGACGGCGGGCCCGGGCGGCAGCUGAGCUCCGGGUGCGGCGGCGCCAGCUCUCCGGCCCGCUCGGCGCCGUGACAGGUGCAGGGUCCCCGCCGGAGACCCACCUGCGGCCGCCGUCGCGAUGCCCACGAUGCGGAGGACAGUGUCGGAGAUCCGCUCUCGCGCGGAGGGUUAUGAGAAGACAGAUGAUGUUUCAGAGAAGACCUCGCUGGCCGAUCAGGAGGAAGUUAGAACCAUAUUCAUCAACCAGCCUCAGUUGACAAAGUUCUGCAACAACCAUGUCAGCACUGCAAAAUACAACAUAAUCACGUUCCUGCCAAGAUUCCUCUACUCCCAGUUCAGGAGAGCUGCUAAUUCGUUUUUUCUCUUUAUCGCACUGCUUCAGCAAAUACCCGACGUGUCACCAACAGGUCGCUAUACCACACUGGUUCCUCUCUUAUUUAUUUUAGCUGUGGCAGCUAUCAAAGAGAUCAUAGAAGAUAUUAAACGGCAUAAAGCUGACAAUGCUGUGAACAAGAAAAAGACACAAGUUUUGAGAAAUGGUGCUUGGGAAAUUGUUCACUGGGAAAAGGUAAAUGUUGGAGAUAUAGUUAUAAUAAAAGGCAAAGAGUAUAUACCUGCUGACACUGUACUUCUCUCGUCAAGUGAGCCCCAGGCAAUGUGCUACAUUGAGACAUCCAAUUUAGAUGGUGAAACAAACUUGAAAAUUAGACAAGGCUUACCAGCAACCUCAGAUAUCAAAGACAUUGACAGUUUGAUGAGAAUUUCUGGCAGAAUUGAAUGUGAAAGUCCAAACCGGCAUCUCUAUGAUUUUGUUGGGAAUAUACGGCUUGAUGGACAUGGCACUGUUCCUCUGGGAGCAGACCAGAUUCUUCUUCGAGGUGCUCAGUUAAGAAAUACUCAGUGGGUCCAUGGCAUCGUUGUCUACACGGGGCAUGACACCAAGCUGAUGCAGAAUUCUACAAGUCCACCACUCAAACUCUCCAAUGUGGAACGGAUUACAAAUGUACAAAUUCUGAUUUUAUUCUGUAUCUUAAUUGCCAUGUCUCUCAUCUGCUCUGUGGGUUCAGCCAUUUGGAAUCGAAGGCAUUCAGGAAGAGACUGGUACCUCAAUCUACACUAUGGCGGUGCUAAUAAUUUUGGCCUGAACUUCUUGACUUUCAUUAUCCUUUUCAACAAUCUCAUUCCUAUCAGCUUGUUGGUUACAUUAGAAGUGGUGAAGUUUACCCAGGCAUACUUCAUAAAUUGGGAUCUUGACAUGCACUAUGAACCCACAGACACUGCUGCUAUGGCUCGAACAUCGAAUCUAAAUGAAGAACUUGGCCAGGUUAAAUACAUAUUUUCGGACAAAACUGGUACUCUGACAUGCAAUGUGAUGCAGUUUAAGAAGUGCACCGUAGCAGGAGUUGCCUAUGGCCAUGUCCCUGAACCUGAGGAUUAUGGGUGCUCGCCUGAUGAAUGGCAGAGUUCACAGUUUGGAGAUGAAAAAACAUUUAAUGAUUCAUCAUUGCUGGAAAAUCUCCAAAAUAAUCAUCCAACCGCACCUAUCAUUUGUGAGUUUCUUACAAUGAUGGCGAUCUGCCACACAGCUGUACCAGAGAGGGAAGGUGAGAAGAUCAUCUAUCAAGCUGCGUCUCCAGAUGAGGGAGCCCUGGUCAGAGCGGCCAAGCAGCUGAAUUUUGUUUUCACUGGAAGGACACCUGACUCAGUCAUCAUAGAUUCACUGGGGCAGGAAGAACGAUAUGAAUUGCUCAAUGUCCUGGAGUUCACCAGUGCUAGGAAAAGAAUGUCAGUGAUUGUUCGCACUCCAUCUGGGAAGUUACGGCUUUACUGCAAAGGAGCUGACACAGUCAUUUAUGAACGACUUGCAGAGACUUCAAAGUACAAAGAAAUUACCCUCAAACAUUUAGAGCAGUUUGCUACAGAAGGGCUGAGAACUUUGUGUUUUGCUGUGGCAGAGAUUUCUGAGAGUGACUUCCAGGAGUGGCGUGCUGUUUAUGACCGUGCAUCCACGUCUGUGCAGAACAGGCUGCUCAAGCUGGAGGAGAGCUAUGAGCUCAUCGAAAAGAACCUUCAGCUACUUGGAGCUACAGCCAUUGAGGAUAAAUUACAAGAUCAAGUGCCUGAAACCAUAGAAACACUAAUGAAAGCAGACAUCAAAAUAUGGAUCCUCACAGGGGACAAGCAAGAAACUGCCAUUAACAUUGGACACUCCUGUAAACUUCUAAAGAAGAACAUGGGAAUGAUUGUCAUAAAUGAAGGCUCUCUUGACGGAACAAGGGAAACUCUGAAUCGGCACUGUACCACCCUUGGAGAUGCUCUUCGGAAGGAAAACGAUUUUGCUCUCAUAAUUGACGGGAAGACCCUGAAGUACGCCUUAACCUUUGGCAUCCGGCAGUAUUUCCUGGACUUGGCUUUGUCAUGCAAAGCUGUCAUUUGCUGCAGGGUUUCUCCUCUUCAAAAGUCAGAAGUUGUUGAGAUGGUUAAGAAACAAGUCAAAGUCAUCACACUGGCAAUUGGGGAUGGAGCAAAUGAUGUCAGCAUGAUUCAGACAGCCCAUGUGGGUGUUGGGAUAAGUGGCAAUGAAGGCUUGCAGGCAGCAAAUUCUUCAGACUACUCCAUCGCUCAGUUCAAAUAUUUGAAGAACUUACUGAUGGUCCAUGGUGCCUGGAACUAUAACAGAGUCUCCAAGUGCAUUCUGUACUGCUUCUACAAGAACAUCGUGCUCUAUAUCAUUGAGAUCUGGUUUGCCUUUGUCAAUGGCUUUUCUGGACAGAUCCUCUUUGAAAGAUGGUGUAUAGGGCUUUAUAAUGUGAUGUUUACAGCGAUGCCUCCCUUAACACUUGGAAUAUUUGAAAGAUCGUGCAGAAAGGAGAACAUGUUAAAGUAUCCUGAGUUGUAUAAAACAUCUCAGAACGCUCUGGACUUCAACACCAAGGUUUUCUGGGUUCAUUGUUUGAAUGGCCUCUUCCACUCAGUUAUUCUGUUUUGGUUUCCACUCAAAGCCCUUCAGUAUGGGACGGUAUUUGGAAAUGGGAAAACCUCUGAUUACCUGCUUCUGGGAAACUUUGUUUACACUUUUGUGGUGAUUACUGUGUGUUUGAAAGCUGGCCUAGAGACAUCAUAUUGGACAUGGUUCAGCCACAUCGCCAUCUGGGGCAGCAUCGCACUCUGGGUGGUAUUCUUCGGCCUCUACUCAUCCCUGUGGCCUGCGGUUCCGAUGGCGCCUGAUAUGUCUGGAGAGGCAGCCAUGCUGUUCAGCUCUGGAGUCUUUUGGAUGGGCUUGCUCUCAAUCCCUGUGGCAUCCUUGCUUCUAGAUGUGGUGUGCAAAGUCAUCAAGAGGACCAUGUUUAAAACAUUAGUAGAUGAAGUUCAGGAGCUCGAGGCGAAAUCUCAAGACCCAGGCGCAGUUGUACUUGGAAAAAGCCUCACUGAGAGGGCCCAACUGCUCAAGAACGUCUUUAAGAAGAACCAUGUGAAUCUGUACCGCUCUGAAUCAUUACAACAAAACCUGCUCCAUGGAUAUGCUUUCUCUCAAGAUGAAAAUGGUAUCGUCUCACAGUCUGAAGUGAUUAGAGCUUAUGACACCACAAAACAGAGGCCAGAUGAGUGGUGAUGGGGAGGGCUGAGCAGCAGGCUCUGCUGCAUCUCUUGGGAGAGCUGCCACAAUCUAAGGUCAUCACUGCAAUCUGCUGACCAAUCCCAGUCUGGUUCACAGAGAGGAAAGGUGGAUCUGAGCUCAUCUCACAGAUGGACCUUCGGAUUCAUGUACUUCAUAGACAUAAGCACUGUGCAGCUACUGUCACACCAUCUCUCCAAGAAGUUCUCAAGCACUUGCUAAGGCUUUGUAAACAGAUAUUGAAAAUGACCUUAUAUCUUGUCAGAGUGCUUUCUCAAAAUGAGGACAGUUCAGUGUUCACAAACUGUCACUUGGGGACUGCAACUAACCAUCAGUUCCUUGGCUGGGAUGUAACUGACCAUCAGUUCCUUGGCUUGACCACCAUUUAAAAAGAAAACAAACUUCUAAACUGACCGGUUUUAUGGGAAAGGGAAUCUCAAUAUCCAGACUUAGAUUUCAGGAUAUGCUGAAACAAACCAGCAUUCUUAAGGGACUGACUCACUUUACUGAGCACUUCUAAACAAGGCACUAAUAAGUAUUUGUGUCAAAAUUUGUCUUGCUAAGUGUUUGCCAAAGAAGUUCAGUAAGUGUAUCUCUCAUUCAGUAGUCAUUUGCCCAGAAAUUUGAGAAAGUUCACUUCCAGUACUGCUAUAAGAUCUGCAUGCUUGACUUUUCAAUUGUGAAAGUGACUUGCAAAAAAAAUGAGUAUUUCAAGGCAUUUGCUACUAAAAUCUGUGGUGUCGCACCUUCAGCCUUACAAGUACUUCUCUGUCUCCUUUCUUUGUUCAAGUUAGAGGGAAUGUGUGUCCGUGUGACUAUCGUUAUAGCACUGUUGUUUUUUUUUUUAGAACUGUAUUGUGUCUGUCAUUUUUGAUCAACUUUCAUCCUCUAGAUUUUUUCUGGCUUCUGCUGUAGAGUGAGGAUGUCACUUUGUCUUCAAGUUUUCCCUCUUAAUUAUGCUUACAUAUUUGUGUGCGAUUUCCAAAGCUUCGGCUUCAGUGACUGGGUUAAAGUGUCAGAUAAAUGCAUGGGCUUUUGUAAUGUACAUAGGCUCAGCUUUUGUCAUGUGUUUUGUGUGGUCCUCACUGCCUGUUCCCACUGGAGGGGAUUCUCAUUGGUGUGAUGGUGACUGCCCAUAUGCUUAAGGCUGAAGAUUAUUUCACAGUUCACUCAGCCAACAAUUCCCAAGAUGAGUCGCUUGCUGCUUAUUGGGAUAGAUAAGUAGCACAUUCUCCUUCUUUAAAAAAAAAAAAAAAAAAAAAAAAAAAAAAAAAAAACCUUGUCUUAACCCGAGGUCUGUUAGGUAAUGUUCUCCUUCUGCCUACCUCCACUACAUGAACAAAUGUCCUAUUUGGUUGAGAGGUGUAAAUAUUCAGCUAAGCUAGCAACAGCCCUACUCCCAUCUAUUUUGCUAGAUAAUUUGAUUUGGAGAAGAGCUUAUUUAAGACUUAAAGAUCAUGCACACAUCAGGCAUUGAAGGUUUGUGGGUUUUUAUUUUUAGCAUAGAUCUUUAAGUUGGGUGAAACUUAAGAGCUGAUUACUGCUUGAGGGAAUUUUCUGAAAUGUGAAUACUACAUUUUUUCAAUGUUCGGUGUGUGAUGUUGGUUCUCUAGGAAGACGGUCCCUGCUUAUAGGCACUUUGUAGUGCUCCCAUUCUUUAGGGGUGUUUUGAUGGUCAGUGCUAUAGCAUCUGAUGAUUCUUUUCCAGAGAAUAUUUGUA